AUGCAGGCCGGUGUGGUCUCUUGGCAGGCAAGGCAGGUGGAGGCCGCCAUGGAGGGCUUGUUUCUCAUGUUGGAGGAGUUCUGCAGCCUGGUGGACAUGAUCAGGAGUGAUACCUCCCAGAUCCUAGAGGAAAACCUUCCACUCCUGAAGGCCAAGGCGGUGGAGAUCCGGGGCGUCUACGCCAGAGUGGACCGGCUGGAGGCCUUCGUCAAGAUGGUCGGGCGCCACGCCGCCUUCCUGGAAGCCCUGGUUGUGCAGGCGGAGCAGGAGCAUGGCGCCUUCCCGCAGGUCCUGCAGAGGUGGCUGCGCUCCGUGGGGGUCCCCUCCUUCCAGAAUAGGCCGUCUGCGCCAGCCCCUGCCGGCUACCAGCUGCCUGCGCUGUACAGGACAGAGGACUUCUUCCCCGGGGACCCCAGAGACCCCAGGCCUCCGGCGCCCUAGCAGCCCACGGCGGCCGCCUGUGCUCCUCCCCGCGCUCCUCCCACAGCACCGCACCGCACAGCGGCCCCCAGGACGCCUGCGCCCUCUCCCUUUUCCUGCUGUUGGUUGUGUUUGCUUUUCCUCCCCAUGGGGUCUGGGGUGGGGUGGGCACCCAGGUGUGGCAGGCUCUGGGGUGGCGUGGGGUGGGGGGUAGGGGUGAGUGCACAGCCUGCAGACCCCAGUGCCCUGUCUCGUGAAUCACCUCAAUAAACGUGUCCAGAGCUCCUUG
Molecule: messenger RNA, 709 nt
Organism: Dipodomys ordii (Ord's kangaroo rat)
Lineage: Eukaryota; Metazoa; Chordata; Mammalia; Rodentia; Heteromyidae
Gene: Bcas4
Product: breast carcinoma amplified sequence 4
Exons: 4
Coding region: 1-441 (146 amino acids)
Cellular component (GO): BLOC-1 complex
Source: RefSeq, a predicted model, not a curated record